CUUGCCGAUUUGGACCUUGAGUGGGUUCAAUGUGCGGAACCCCAGCCCAGUUUUCUCCAGCCUCUUUGUGAUCCGUCCAUAGAGAUGGGCCGCCCGCAUUCUGAUUAAACCUUUCUCCUCGACGCGCAAAGAUCCGCCCGCCAUAUUGUGGAAACGACGACAGCGAGGCCUGUUUGCAUGUUGUAAUGGAUCAACCUGUGCCUCUUUCCUGUGUAACCUAGAUGCUUCUGAUUCUUUUUUUCACCUUUUAUUUUGAUUUUUGGCCAAUCUUGUUAUUGCCACCUCGCAUUUCCUGCACGGCAAACGUUAGCAGCCGCCAUUUGCCCCAUCGCGCGUCAGAAACCGGUCACCUUGCAAAGUUACCUAUAAAGUCUAAACUGAAUUUUGUUCGACAAAGAUUGCUUCGACAAGCGACUGGCAACAGAUACUGCGAGAUACCUGCUCGCUACGACCUGUCGAAUGAAGCGAUGAUUGAUUGACCUGCGGACUCGAAUCUGACUUUCGCGCAUCAUGGAACGCAAAAGGAAGCUUCCCGCCAGGGCUGCUGCGCGCGUCGAGCAAGUGUCUAAAAAGCGGACAGCCACUCCUCCAGAUAAUCGCUCUGCAACACCCGUUCCUACUCCUCCGGCUACAGUCGCCGAAGAGUCUCCCAUACCAGCUCCGGCGGUGCCGCCCUUACCAAAGUCCAUCCAGUCAGGGAAACCUUUACCGACGGUCGGCGAGCCGCAGCCCGACGAUCUCUCGAACAAAGACUACCAAACUAUACAGGAGAGUGGUGUCCUAGCAGAGUCACUCCAUCGUUCCCGUCAAAAAUGGAUUAACGAGGGCAUAUUCGAAAAAUACUGGACCAAGCCCAUAAAGCGAAAGGGCACAGUCAUAGAGGAACCGAAUAAUCCACCAAAAGACAGCAUGUCGAGAAUUGGAACUGUUACCAUUUUCGCCGAGCCUCACGUAUUCGAUGCCACCAUGUUUGCGGUCAAAGACCCCAAGCCACCCGGUCCACUCCCACCUACUCGCCCAAUCAUCCAGUAUGGUCCCCCUAACGGUACUAUGCCGCCGCCAGCUUCAGGUCCAGGCACGGCACCCUCGACUCCUGUAGUCAAGUCGGCCGAUAGUCCAGCUAUGGCCCCCGCUAGUACAGACACACAACAAGCGAAGACAGAAGCACAACAGCGUGACUCUUUGAUACUUGCAUCAAAGACAAACGUCGAACCCUCUCAUUCGCAAGCUCCGGUUGUAGGACCAACCGAUAGUCAGUCUAUUGGGCAACAACCAGAGUCAAAAUACCGACCGGCACCACCUCCACAAGCACAACCAACUCCUCCCCCUCCCGUUGCUGCUACUCCCGUUCCUCCCUCCCAACCAGCAGUCAUGCAGCCGUCUUUUCCAAGCCGGCCGCCUCCGCCACCGGCAACAUCUGGCUCUGCAGCUACCACCCCCGCACCGCACACCCCACGACCCGCUACAGCCCAACCUGCCGGGGCCGACCCCAUUAUUGUUAUGCUGGCGGAGAAGGCUACGGAGGAUGCUCAUCUUCGCGAAUUGAUGAAGCGUGUUGCGCAAGGUCUAGCACCCAAGGACGAGCUGGACCGGUUUCAAGCCAUCAUAGACAAGAUCACCUUGGAGGCAAGGCGGAAAGGCAUAGUAGCGGCGCCAUCUGCUGACAGUCUAAAUGUUGACGGGAAGACGGUGCGGUACUUUGCGGAUGAGGUUCGGACCAUUCUUGACAUAGUCUUGACGACAAACCCGCGCCAGACUUCGGCCGACCUUAGGCCACCAGCAAAGAGCGAUCCGUUGGUCGUAGAGCUGGUGAAAGCGGCUCUGGAUGAGCCAAAAACGCGGGAUUUGGUUCGGAGGAUAGCCGAGAACCGACCCUACUUUGCAGAUGCAACGGAUCUAAAGUUGUUAUUGGACAAGCUCAAACAACGCCUUGUCAAGGCGGCAGAAGAGCAGAAAGCCGCAGGAUCUGCUACUCCGUCGCAAUCAAAGGCCAAGGCUCCCACGAACGGUCAUGGGGCUUCAGCAACACCGCCCGCUCCGCAACAAGCACUGAGGUCAAAGGGCCCACCGCCUGCGCCCAAACCCGACAUAUCAGCUGUGGUCUUGGAGUUUGCGAACGGGACGGGUGACAGAUACCUCUUUCCCAAGUUCAGCAUCCUGGAAUCAGUCCAGGGACCUACGGGGCCACAGAUACUUGCUUCCUUUUUACUUGUCAGAAAAGGGAGCACAUCAGAGUACGGCGGGGACCCCAACCUCGAUUACUACCAACCCAUCACUAUCAGAAUACAGGCUUCUUCACCCAAGUUGCUUGAUAAUCUGACUCGCGUCGUUGCUCCGAGGGACGAGGUCAAAAGAUACAUGGAUGAUAUCAUGGACAACAUGACGCGUGCCGAAUAUGUACUACUGGCGAUGCGCCUCCCCCGACCGGAAAAGGACGAAAAGGACGGCGCCGAGAAAGACGGCACGUCAGGGGCGGCAAACGGGGCAAGUGGGCCAGAAGUCAUCGGCCAGGUGCCAGCACAAGACGGUCCUCUUUGGACAGCAAAGGCAACCGCGGCAGCAACUGCAUCGCAAAAGCCUGACAAAAAGGUUGCUGGCGAAGAUGAAGAGUAUCAGAAGUUUAUCGCGUCGGUGACUCCCAUGGAGGUUGAUCAAAGCUAGUUUGCAGCAGGGGGUAUUUUCGAUUUGUACGAGCACUCGUUGUUGGUCUAGAGCGCCAUCGUAUCGUUUCAUCUAUGUUGGCUCGAGCGUAACACUGUCAUCUAUCGAAAUUGGGGAGCCUGGGCGCGUGGUGUUUUUAUAUGGGCUUCGGCAUCACACAUGCUUGAAAUGCUUAUGGGGCUUUUUCGAUUGUUUUUUUCAGGCGAUUUUUAAUCAUUAUCAGAAUUCAUUGGCAAUUGCUCUAAAGAUGGAGGCUUUGCGCAAGGUUGAGUUUCAGUGGUUUUGGCAGCCAUAUGUCAAAAGUCGACAAAGCUCCGCCUCAUUUGAU
Pyricularia oryzae 70-15 is the source of this 2989-nucleotide messenger RNA. RefSeq lists its product as uncharacterized. Gene Ontology annotation, molecular function: ATP-dependent H2AZ histone chaperone activity. Lineage: Eukaryota; Fungi; Ascomycota; Sordariomycetes; Magnaporthales; Pyriculariaceae. Gene Ontology annotation, cellular component: Swr1 complex. The coding region runs from base 511 to 2661 and encodes 716 amino acids. The record is from RefSeq and is a predicted model, not a curated record. The transcript has 2 exons. Gene Ontology annotation, biological process: chromatin remodeling.